Messenger RNA from Columba livia (rock pigeon), 795 nucleotides. RefSeq names its product histone H1.11L. The record is from RefSeq and is a predicted model, not a curated record. The transcript has a single exon. Bases 26 to 706 code for a protein of 226 amino acids. Gene Ontology annotation, cellular component: nucleosome. Gene Ontology annotation, biological process: nucleosome assembly. Gene Ontology annotation, molecular function: structural constituent of chromatin; DNA binding. NCBI's taxonomy places the organism in Eukaryota, Metazoa, Chordata, Aves, Columbiformes, Columbidae.
UCUGCGACUGUGUUCGCGCAGCGACAUGUCCGAGACCGCUCCUGCUCCCGCUGCUGAGGCAGCGCCUGCCGCUGCUCCGGCCCCCGCCGCCAAAGCUGCCGCCAAGAAGCCGAAGAAAGCAGCAGGCGGCUCCAAAGCCCGCAAGCCCGCGGGCCCCAGCGUCACCGAGCUGAUCACUAAGGCCGUGUCCGCCUCCAAGGAGCGCAAGGGGCUCUCGCUCGCCGCGCUCAAGAAGGCGCUGGCCGCCGGCGGCUACGAUGUGGAGAAGAACAACAGCCGCAUCAAGCUGGGACUCAAGAGCCUUGUCAGCAAGGGCACCCUGGUUCAGACCAAGGGCACCGGCGCUUCUGGCUCUUUCCGCCUUAGUAAGAAGCCUGGAGAAGUGAAGGAAAAACCUCUUAAGAAGCGGGCAGCCGCGGCCAAGCCGAAGAAGCCUGCGGCUAAAAAACCUGCCAGCGCUGCUAAGAAGCCCAAGAAGGUGGUGACAGCGAAGAAGAGCCCUAAAAAAGCCAAGAAGCCGGCGGCUGCUGCAACAAAGAAAGCAGCCAAAAGUCCAAAGAAGGUCACGAAGGCUGCCAAGCCUAAGAAAGCGGUGACAGCGAAGAGCCCGGCCAAAGCACAGACGGCAAAGCCCAAAGCGGCUAAGCCUAAGGCGCCCAAGCCCAAAGCAGCCAAGGCGAAGAAGGCAGCGGCCAAGAAGAAGUAAGCCCCUGUGGAAGAAAACUUGCUCCGCGCUUAAACCCAACGGCUCUUUUAAGAGCCACCCACAUUUUCUCAAAAAAAAAGCUGAAAUUA